AUACGUUUCAGCCAUCGGCCAUUUCCCAUCACUACUCAGCGCACAACACAAGAGUAAAGGCUGCACAACAAGCCUAGUGCUCUGCUGCGAAUAAAGAAAAGAGAGUCAAAUUACCCCGCCCCCCGACAACGAAACGGAGUGACGACAACGAGGCUUGCAUAAUGAAAAUCUGGACGUCGGAGCACAUAUUCAACCAUCCAUGGGAGACGGUUACACAGGCGGCAUGGCGAAAAUAUCCGAAUCCCAUGACGCCCUCGAUCAUUGGCACUGACGUUGUCGAGCGACAAGUCAUCGACGGCGUGCUGCACACACAUCGCCUGGUGCAAUCCAAAUGGUAUUUCCCGAAGUGGACGCACGCGCUGAUAGGCACCGCCAAGUCGUGCUUUGCCAGCGAACGCUCGACGGUGGACCCGAAAACCAGGCAGAUGGUCUUGAAGACAAACAAUCUCACAUUCUGCCGGAACAUAAGCGUCGACGAGGUGAUCUACUACGAACCACAUCCUGCAGAUGCCAGCAAAACGUUGCUAAAACAGGAGGCCACAGUGACUGUCCAUGGAGUGCCGCUGUCGCACUACAUGGAAGACUUGCUUACAUCCACGAUUAGCUCAAACGCUGGCAAGGGACGCCAAGGACUGGAAUGGGUGAUCGGACUGAUCAAUACGGAGGUUAAAGGCAUUGCCGAAUCGGCGGCACGGGGCACCGAUGAGCUGAUACACACAACGCGACGUUCCAUUGAUGAGGUCACAGAGAGUGCCCGCAAGGGCAUGGAUGAGAUUAGUGUGCAGGCAUCCAAGGCGGCAAAAGCGAUGCACAUAACAUAGACCCUAGCGACGCAGGGGCUGGCCGAGUGGAGAGAUCAGCAGAUAUUAAUCUAAGCGCAAGAUACGCUGUUUUUUUAGUACAACAUUUAGUGCAACACAUCAACGACAACAACAUACAUACAUACGAGCAGCCGCAAAUUCGAUUGUUUCUUCAAAUUCCCUGAUUCCCUGAUAUAUAUUUUAUAUACAACAUGACCACACAAUGGUUAUCAGUCGUGGAACUGAAAUUGAUAAGAUUGGCGGCGGGCAUAGGUUACCUGAGCCCCGCGCCAUGCGAAUAGUAUAGUAGCUGCAAUGAGUAACAAUAAUCAACUAUAGAUACUGUCGAAAACUA
This is a messenger RNA of Drosophila subobscura, 1155 nucleotides long. RefSeq names its product protein slowmo (gene slmo). Gene Ontology annotation, cellular component: mitochondrial intermembrane space. Gene Ontology annotation, biological process: phospholipid transport. NCBI's taxonomy places the organism in Eukaryota, Metazoa, Arthropoda, Insecta, Diptera, Drosophilidae. The transcript is spliced from 2 exons. Bases 162 to 821 code for a protein of 219 amino acids. The record is from RefSeq and is a predicted model, not a curated record. Gene Ontology annotation, molecular function: phosphatidic acid transfer activity.